Molecule: messenger RNA, 1179 nt
Organism: Penicillium brasilianum
Lineage: Eukaryota; Fungi; Ascomycota; Eurotiomycetes; Eurotiales; Aspergillaceae
Source: the annotation of a GenBank genome assembly
GUCGCAUUGAAGUCUACUACAUUUUCAAUUAGCAUACAGUAAAUUGCAAGCAUCCAUUUACUAGCAGUUUCCCCAUUCUAUUCCUUAAUCUCACAAUGACCACCCUUCGAUAUUACAUCGUUGAUGUCUUCUCAUCCAUAGCCUACAAAGGCAAUCCACUCGCCGUGGUGGACAACAAGGCCGAUGCUCUCACAAAAUCACAAAUGCAACUGAUAGCCCGCCAAUUCAACCUAUCCGAAACGACAUUUAUCUGUGCCCCUACCGCUCCCAACGCAGAUCUACGCCUACGCUCAUUCCUGCCCAAUGGAGAGGAAGUCUUCGGAGCAGGUCAUAAUUCACUCGGCGCCUGGUGGUGGGCUGUCCAUUCGGGAACUCGCGAAGCACCACAGAAUCAUACUUCACGUAUCUAUCAUCAACAACUCGGCGAAGCUGUGUUACCCGUGGAGGUCUCUAGAUCGCCUAAAGGGGAUAUCAACAUAUCCAUGCGCCACGGUGAACCGCAAUUCCUGAACGAACAUGCCAAUAAAGCGUCAUUGGCAGAUUCCCUCGGGAUCGAAGCUACGGAUAUCGGACUCCAAAGUCCGUCGGGGACCACCCUGUUCGACGAAGCGCAGGUUGUAACGACCUCCCCAGCUCGACACCUGUUGGUCCCUCUGCGCAACAAAGAAGUUCUUGACCGGGUGACAUUCGCCAAUAAAGAACGUAUUGCGGAGGAGCUUGUUAGCACGGAGAGUCACAAUAGUGGCGUUUACGUCUUUACGGCUGUGAAAAGCGUGAAUGGAACUCCGAGAUUCGAGGCGAGAUUCUUUAGUCCCGGGAUGGGGAUGGAAGAUCCGGCUACUGGGUCUGCAGCGGGGCCUUUGGCGGCGUAUGUAUGGAAGAAUGCUAGGGAGCUGGUCUCUGCUCAAGAUGACGAAGGAUUGAAGGAUGUUGGUAUAGAGGUUGUGCAGGGGUUGAAGACUGGGAGAGAGUGUCUGAUGAAGGUGAUGAUUGGUCGUCCAGGGGCAGUUGGAAGUAUUGAGUUGUCGGGGACCGGUGUGUUGGUUGCUGAUGGUAAUAUUGUUGUGCCUUUAUCCGAUAUUGUUUUCUAGCAGAACUUGAUAGACAUUGGCACAGAUUGUGUGACAUGCCGAAAACCUAGCUUUCAUAACUUAAUCCAGUUCUUUCGCACACGAUUAG